Molecule: messenger RNA, 1617 nt
Organism: Penicillium chermesinum
Lineage: Eukaryota; Fungi; Ascomycota; Eurotiomycetes; Eurotiales; Aspergillaceae
Product: AMP dependent ligase/synthetase
Exons: 8
Coding region: 1-1617 (538 amino acids)
Molecular function (GO): CoA-ligase activity
Source: RefSeq, a predicted model, not a curated record
AUGAUCUUCACCCCGCCAACUUACCUUCCGGCUUUGCCUUCUGUUCCGCUCCACGAGCCGGUUGGGGAUUUUUGUCUGGCGAAAAAGGCAACAAUUGAUCAGGCAUGGACCCCGGACCAAAUCCGUGACCGUGUCGCGCAGGUCGCGGCUGGGUUGUGCCUGGCGUGGCAAUUGGUUCCCGGGCAAAAGUGGCAUAAAAUUGUCGCCAUCCUGGCUUCCAACAGUGUCGACACUCUGAUUCUCUCUUGGGCAAUCCAUCGCCUGGGCGGUGCUUGCCUCAUGAUGCAACCCACGAGCUCGGCGGAGGAGAUCGCUGGUCACUUUGAGCGGGUGCCGCCGUUCGCCAUAUUCGCAUCCCAGGAUCUGCUUCCUCUGGCCCAAGAGACGACUCAACGGAGCUCCCAAUCAGAACUGCCGCUCUACAAGCUUCCCCUGGCGGGGACCGCUCGAGAUCUGCCUCCGUUGGACCAAGGUCUUUGGGCGGCCAACGAAGCCACUCGACGUGUCGCGUACUACUGUACCACGAGCGGCACAUCGGGAUUGCAGCGUAUCGUGGCCAUCACGCACGAAAACCUCAUCGCUAGCAUCCUGCAGGCGUCGGAGUUUCUCACGACCACCCGAGAGGCCGGCUCCGAGGUCGCGCUUGGUUUCCUCCCGUUCAACCACAUCUACGGUCUGUGGACCGCGCAUGUGCUGAUGUAUCUUGGCGACUGUGUCAUUAUCCACCGUGGUUUUAACUUUAUGGAGAUCAUGACCUCGAUCGUCAAAUAUCGCAUCAAUACGCUUUAUCUGGUACCGCCUAUCAUUAACGCUCUGUCACGGAACGCAUCAACGCUGGCACACUUUGACUUGAGCUCGGUCCGUUCGAUCGUGUCGGGUGGCGGACCGCUCAAUAAAGAAGCUUUUGGCAAAAUGCAAGCGGCGUUGCCGCAUGUGCGAAUUCUCAGCGGUUGGGGGCUCACCGAAACCUGCGGUGUCGGGUCCCUGUCCUGCUUCAGCGACAUCUUCCCGGGCUCGAGUGGUAUCUUGCUUCCCGGCGUUCGCAUCCGCCUGCGAGACGAUGACGGCGGGGAGAUCGAGACGCUGGAGGCAAUGGGCGAGAUCGAGAUCGCUUCACCCAGUCUGGUGCGCGGGUACAUCGACUCGGCCAACGACGCGCUGCUCUCGCCCGCCGACAACGACCCCUGGUGGCCCACGGGUGACGUCGGGCUCUUCCGCACGGCCCCGAGCGGCGAGAACCAUCUGUUCAUCGUCGACCGCAUCCGCGACAUGAUCAAGGUCAAGGGUAAUCAAGUUGCCCCCGGCCAGAUCGAGGCGCACCUGCUUCAACACGCUACGGUCGCUGAGGCCGCCGUCAUCGGUGUUCCGGACGACAUCGCUGGCGAGCGCGCGCUGGCCUUUGUGGUCCUGGAGCCGUCGUAUGCCCCCGGCACGAGCGAGGCCGAGCUGCGCAAGGCCAUCCAGGAUCACAACGACCUGCAACUGCCGGAGAUCUGCCGGCUGCAGAACCGGAUCGUCUUCAUUGAGCAGCUACCGAAGAGUGCGAGCGGCAAAAUCCUGAAGCGAGAAUUGAGGAAGCAGGCCGCUUCGCCUGGGUUCCGCUUUCCUUCAACCUGA